Boleophthalmus pectinirostris (great blue-spotted mudskipper) is the source of this 4804-nucleotide messenger RNA. It is a transcript of the gene dpf3, whose product is annotated as double PHD fingers 3. Gene Ontology annotation, biological process: nervous system development. Gene Ontology annotation, cellular component: nBAF complex. The transcript has 12 exons. Bases 100 to 1272 code for a protein of 390 amino acids. Lineage: Eukaryota; Metazoa; Chordata; Actinopteri; Gobiiformes; Gobiidae. The record is from RefSeq and is a predicted model, not a curated record.
GUGGACACAAGCGCAUUGGCUGCUGUGUUUUUUUCAUUAGGGUCCCAAACUACACACACCGAGAUUUGUUGGAAUAUUACGUUACAGUCCAGCAGGAAAAUGGCGACUGUCAUUCAUAAUCCUUUGAAAACCCUUGGAGAUCAGUUCUAUCGAGAGGCCAUUGAACACUGCCGUAGCUAUAAUGCACGUCUCUGCGCAGAGAGGAGCGUGCGCAUGCCAUUCCUCGACUCACAGACAGGGGUCGCUCAAAACAACUGCUACAUCUGGAUGGAGAAACAGCACCGGAGACCAGGUCAGGCGGCGGGUCAGAUGUACACGUACCCCGCUCGCUGCUGGAGGAAGAAGAGAAGACUGCACCCUCCUCUGGACCCUCAGCUCCGACUCUGCGAGCUACGCCUAGAGGCAGAGUUGGCCCCUAAACGUGAGGGCCCUCCAGGUGAAGCCACAGCUCUCGAGGCUCUGCUCAGAGGAGACAGUCUGCUGGAGAAGAAGAGUCUGAGCAAAGACGAAGAGACACUUCUGGAGAUACAGAGAGUUUUAGAAGCUGAAGAAAAUGGCGACGCUUUCCAGGACGAUGAGGACUUUGAGCUGGACACUCCGAAGAGGAAGAACCGGAACAGAGGAAAAAACAGAGGAUCGAGUCGGAGGAGGGCAGAGGCUGUGAACAACGAUGACCAGGACAAACCUUACGUCUGUGACAAUAGAUACAAACAAAAGCAUAACUCAAAAAGGGCUGAAGAAGUUUGUGGGAAGCGCUAUAAGAACCGCCCUGGUCUGAGUUACCACUACACCCACACUCACCUGGCCGAGGAGGAGGGAGAAGAGGAGAAGGAGCCUGAGAUUGCACCCUCUCCUCCCCCGCCCCCCGACACACACAAACCUCAGAAAGGUCCAGAUGGCUCCAUCAUCCCAAACGACUACUGCGACUUCUGUUUGGGUGACCAGGACUCCAACAGGAAAACCGGACAGGCCGAGGAGCUGGUGUCCUGCUCCGACUGUGGACGCUCCGGCCACCCCUCAUGUCUGCAGUUCACAGAGAACAUGAUGCAGGCUGUGAGAACGUACCAGUGGCAAUGCAUCGAGUGCAAGUCCUGCUCCCUGUGCGGCACUUCCGAGAAUGACGACCAGUUGCUGUUCUGUGACGACUGUGACAGAGGAUACCACAUGUACUGCCUCAAGCCACCAAUGACACAACCCCCUGAAGGGAGCUGGAGCUGUCACUUGUGUCUGGACCUAUUAAAAGACAAGGCCUCCGCGUUUGGAGAAGCAUAACAUCUCUGUAACAUCUGAAAACAUUUGAAAAGAUUUGAAAACAUUUGUACAUUUCUACUGUAACGUGUUUGUAACAGUUCAACAUGGCAUUAUCAACAACAACAUUCACCCACCCCACAUGUGCAGUGCAACAAAGCUAAUAUCUACAUCAGUUAAAAUGGCUUUAGUUUCGAUUAUUGAUCUCACAUUGACAAUUCAAUAUAUACAUACUAAAACUCAAAUUUAAAUACCAAAAACACUAACUAACCCAAAUGUUUGUAGAGUCUAAACUACAGGGUUAGCAGCUUUUACACAGAAUAAGACAUCAUGGAGACACAGGGAGGGCAUCUGACACACAGGGACACGUGUGGCCUUUUGAAUUGAGAUUUUGAGUUCAUUGCCGUAAAUGUUGCAAAAUUUAAAAAAUGUCAGUAAACAAAAGGAAAUCUGUUCAAAACUGUGACGAAUAUUCUGAAUUCAAGCCAUUUGAACUCCUGUAGAUCACUCUAUACACAAUGUUUUAACAGGCUCAGGGUCGAUCUUCUACCUCUCUAAGGCCAAACACAAACACACAAACACACACAUGCUACAUCUGCUAGCCUGUCCAGCCAACCCCAUUCACUUUCUAGCAACAAUAAUGAUCGUUAUCAAUCUUUUAAAAUGUGUUUCUCUCAAAUGUCCAAAUUGUAUUAUCAUGAACAAUAUAUUGAUAAUUACCUACUUUACAUGGAAGCCAUUACAUUGACAUCCAACUUAAAGGUGCAUUGUGUAACUUUUCUGGAUCUGUCAAAUGCUUUUCUUCAUGGAGAUUUUAUUGCUUUGUCUGGAAUGUUUCACAACGUGGCAAUAAACUUUCUUAUCAUUAUGGAAACCAAGCCAGGUCAAGUUACUGGCCAGAUCUGUGGAGAGGCAUAGUCAGAAUGUCUGUGUUUCAAGGUAUUUUUGAGCUAUAGAGCCACCUGUAAUUGGAAAAAUGCCGGUAAUCUGUUUAAUACCAUACUGUGGAACAUUUGAAGUAGAGCAUUGAUAUUUCCAUAGAAACAAGAGGGUGACAGACCCCCAACAAAGAAGUUACAUAGUGUAUCUUUAAAAUCAAAUUUUAUUGUUUAUUCCAAUCCUUAUCCAUUUUUAUCAGGACAUAUGUUACACCCUUUCUUUUCUCUGAUUGGUCACUCCACCUGUCAAUCAUACACUAUUUUUUUUUUUUAUUGAGUUGAAACAAAGAGACUAAAUUAUAGAUAAAUAUUGAGUUUGACUCAUGUUUGACUGGUCAGGCUAAAAAUUGUUUUGUUUUUUUCACAAGUUUUUUUUUUUUCUUUCUACCUCGCCUCUCAGCAGACGGCCACAAGCCAAAGCGAGAUCUGAACACAAAAAUACCUUGUUUUUCCACUUACUUAAAGGUCUUGUGCUUCUGUGUUUUGAAAGUCCAUACAUCUUCACUGAAUAAAAUUGGAUUUAGUCCUGGUUCAGUCUUGGCCUACAGUAGUUUCACUUCAGGGACUGAGGCAGUAUUGAUACUUUGCAGCUCAUGUCAUCAAGAUUCCCUGGGGGUGUGAUGCUAACUGAAGGCUCUGCUCUGUCUGUUACUCAAGACAGACUUUAAUUUGAGCUUUGUUUUAACACAAUCUGACCAAAAAGAACUGAUUUAAUAGAAACUGCAACUGAUUUGUACUGUUAUUUUUUUCUCACAUAGCAUUACAGUUACAAGCUAUCCAACAGUAGCCAGCAGUUUUUCAGUUAGUCACUCAUCUUUUUUGUUGAAACAGGAUCAAAGACGGCCAUGGCAGGCUCUUGAAAAUGUGUUUUUUAAAUCUAUUUUGUAUAUUUCUUCAGUUUACAGACUAUCUAAAAACUUUUUCUAAUGUGUCCAUUGUGUCAUCAGUGUAACAGCUGAACAUUCUGCAUGUAGACGCCGCAGUGUCACUGGAAAGUAUCAAUAUUAGGGGUAAAUAACCAAUAUGACUGAAGUUACAAAAAUAGUUCAAAAAUCUUGGAUAAAGCAUAGUACAGGACCUUUAAGCAUUUUUGUUCGUGUUUUGGAGACUGUUCCUGAUUCAUCGUUGUUUAAACCGCUCCGCUGUGUUUGGACAUUCCUUCUUUCAGAUCUGGAAAAUCUCACCGUUACCGUAGCGACACCAUCAUUCAUGUGUGUUGUCAAACUUUGGGACUGUUAUCAUCUUUUGCUAAAACACAAGAUGCUUAAGUUACUUCCCUGCAUGGUCAUUUUUGCAUCACGAAUUUUGUAUCUUUUUAAAAUGUGUAACUGUGUAAAGUUUAAUGUAAAAUAUGGGGUUCAGUUUAAGUACACUGUAAAAAAGGAAUAGCUUCAAUUGGUUUAGUUAAAAUUACUUGAAAUUCCAAAUGAACAGACAAUUUUAGAUGUAUUUAAUUAUUAUUAUGCUUAAGGGUAUGAAAAUUGCUAAACAAAUAAAAAACUCUGAAAAGCUACAAUAUGUAACAUUUUAGCCCCAAAAAAAUAACAGCAUGUCUUUUGGUUAUGUUUAGUGCUCUGAAAAACUUGUCACCUUACUAUGAUUGGGCUUGUAUCUCCACAAAAAUUGUCUCCAUGGAAAUGUUGUUCUUUUGGCUAUACUGUUCCACGGUAUGGCAUAAAACAUAUGUAUGUCUGUGGAGAAUGUUCCAAAUUGCAAUUUAAUGAAAACGUUACUCAAGUAUUAAAAAAAUGACUUGCUAUAACUAUUGAUUUUAAAACUAGUUGCCUUGUAGCUACAUAUUUUUAGGUUUACAUAGGUUUUCAGACAUUAUUUUGUGUUGAAAAUGUCAUCCUAUUGUACACAUUUAGGAUUAUAUGGAGAUGUAUUGGACUAGUACAUCUCCAUGGGAUAAAGAAGGAUUCAGACCGCUUAAACAGUUACAUGGUGCCCAUUUUUGAGUUUGAAAUAUCAUUAUCACAAUUAAAAUUACUACCUAUUAAUAAAUACAUUUCAUUUAAACAAGAUUAUUAAAACUAACGUAGAUUAGAGCAAGUCACCUCAACUGUUUCAUAAUCCCUUUUUACAGUGUAUGCAACCAGUGUUUAGCAUUUGGUAAAAGAAAAAAAAGUUCCAGUAUUUUAUGAGUGUAAUGUUUUGUUGUCAUGGAAACGGGAGGAUUCCAUCUUGUUUUGUGCGUUUGAUAUUUUUUCCACAGACAAUCAUUGGUUUUAGAGUAGAUUCCAGUGUUACUGAAGCAGAGGAUGGUGUCUGUCUUCCCUUUUACACAUGUUCAAAUCCUCGUCACAGUUAGAUCAAUGUGGAUGUCGUCUUUGGUUCUUGUGUUGUUAAGUUUUGUGUUAAAAUAAACAACGUUUUUUAUUUCCCAUCAAUGCUAUUUUUUUUACUGUAACUGUAAAAUAUUUUAAAGGUGCAUUGCGUAACUUUUCUGUUUUUUGUCUGUGUAUGUUGUCUGUUAUCUGAGACAAGCAGAUGACGCAUCUAGGUCAACUUACAAGUCAGCUCUGUGGAGAGGCAAACUGACUCACAGUAGGAAUACAUGUUUUUCAAGUUGUUUGAGUAAUAAAAAAACACAUGGAAUUGAAUCAAUGCAGGAGGCA